AGUGGUCCGGCCCCCGGACUCACGGGGCGGGUCUUUGAGGACCGCGAGGCGCGACGGAGGCAGAGAUGGCAGCGGCACGCCAGGAGCUGCAGCGGGACCGGGCGCGCUUCGUCUACGUGACCCGCUUCGGCUCGCACCAGUGUGGCGGCGUCCUUCCGCUGGGCGGCCGCAGGGCCCAGGGCCCGAGGCACGCCGGGCUCAAGGACGGCCACAGCCAGGAGAAGCCGCGGGCGGCAGCGCCGCCGAGUCCAGGUUUAACCCAGAAGAAUUUAGCUAAAAAGUUUGACUUCCCCAUACCUUUGAGUGAAACUUCCAAAAUAAUGAAGAAGAACAAAAAGGUUUUAGUAUGGAAUGGAGUGUACAAAAUCAUUUCAAAAAUGCUUAAAGAAAAUGAGAAAUACAGACUUAGGCUGAAAUGCCAACAGUUGUCUAGUGAAAAUUCAAAAGAUACAAAAUGAAUCUUCCUGUCAUCUUCUGGUUUAACCUAUGUCUGGAUCUGUUACCAAAGAAGAUUAUGAAGAGUUUAAAGACGGAAUUUUAACUUGUCAUAAUUAUAUGGUUUGUUGGAAUUAAAACUUGAACAGUUGAGCAGAAGAAACUACACUUUUUAUCAAUUAGUGUUUCUUUGAAAAUUAAUAAAAAUUUUAAAUGUUGUUAUAUGCA
Molecule: messenger RNA, 663 nt
Organism: Cervus elaphus (red deer)
Lineage: Eukaryota; Metazoa; Chordata; Mammalia; Artiodactyla; Cervidae
Gene: C25H5orf47
Product: chromosome 25 C5orf47 homolog
Exons: 5
Coding region: 66-458 (130 amino acids)
Source: RefSeq, a predicted model, not a curated record